Rhodotorula toruloides NP11 is the source of this 1131-nucleotide messenger RNA. Its product is annotated as homoserine kinase. The transcript has 4 exons. NCBI's taxonomy places the organism in Eukaryota, Fungi, Basidiomycota, Microbotryomycetes, Sporidiobolales, Sporidiobolaceae. Gene Ontology annotation, molecular function: homoserine kinase activity; ATP binding. The coding region runs from base 1 to 1131 and encodes 376 amino acids. Gene Ontology annotation, biological process: L-threonine metabolic process. The record is from RefSeq and is a predicted model, not a curated record.
AUGUUCUCGGCUGCUCCCGUUGCUGGUCAGCGCAAGUGGACCAUCCGAGUCCCUGCCUCGUCUGCCAACAUCGGUCCCGGUUUUGACGUCCUCGGCCUCGCCCUCACCCGCUACCUCACCCUCGAAGUCUCGCUUUCGCCUUGCCCCGAGGCGGAGAGCAAGGUCGUCCUGUCCUACACUGGCGAAGGCGCGAAGGAUGCCCCUACCGACCCCUACAAGAACUUGAUCACCCGCGUCGCCCUCUACGUCCUCCUCUCGCACCGCCUCACCUUCCCUGCGGCCGCCGUCAACAUUGUGAUCGACAACCAGGUUCCCUUCGGUCGCGGUAUGGGUUCAUCAGCAGCGGCAGUUGUCGCAGGUGUCCUCCUCGGCGACGCGCUCGGCGACGUCAGGCUCCCGCAGGAACGCGUCAAGGACUACGCUCUCAUGGUCGAGCGGCAUCCGGACAACGUCACCGCCGCUCUCUGCGGUGGCUUCACGGGCUCCUUCCUCCGCAUGCUCGAGCCGUCAGAACUCGCGCCGUCGUCGAUCCCGCUCGCCGAAGUCUUGCCCGCCUACCCUCCCAACGCCGGCCCGCCUCAACCCGGAGACGAGCUCCCGCCUCAGCCGCCUGUCAACGUCGGCCGCCACGUCCGAUACGGCUUCUCGAAGGAGAUUGGAGUGGUUGUCGUUGUGCCGAAGUUCGAGGUCGAGACGGCCAAGGCGAGGGGCGCGCUGCCGGACAGCUACCCUCGACAGGACGUCGUGUUCAACUUGCAACGACUGGCGGUGUUGACGGCGUCGCUGUCGACCUCGCCGCUCGACCCGAAUGUCAUCUGGGAAGCCAUGCGCGACAAGGUGCACCAGCCGCAGCGCGAGGGUCUCAUUCCCGGCUUGAGCAAGAUUGUCAACACGAUGACUCCCUCGACGCACCCUGGUCUCCUCGGCAUCUGCCUCUCCGGCGCAGGACCGACCAUCCUCGCGCUCGUCUCGAACGAGGGAGCGACGAAGCCUGCGGACGGCAAGGCGACUCCUCAGAUGGAGGCUGUUGGCGAGGCGAUCAAGGACAUCUGGGCGCAGGACGGCAUCGAGGUCGAGUGGCUCGCGCUCGACGUCGACGACGAGGGCGCCGUUCUCCGCGAGCACAAGUGA